CUGUCGCCGCCGUCGCUCCGCGCCCUCCGCCCGUGUUCCGCGACCGUCAUGGCCAGCCUGCAGGAUCUGGUGGGGAGAUGGCGCCUGGUGGACAGCAAGGGCUUCGACGAGUACAUGAAGGAGCUCGGAGUGGGACUGGCUCUUCGAAAAAUGGGUGCCAUGGCCAAACCGGACUGUGUCAUCACUGUCAAUGGCAAUAAUCUCUCUGUAAAAACCGAGAGCACUUUGAAAACAACACAGUUCUCUUGUAAUCUGGGAGAGAAGUUUGAGGAAACUACAGCUGAUGGCAGGAAAACUCAGACCGUCUGCAGUUUCAAGGAUGGUGUGUUGGUUCAGCACCAGGAAUGGGACGGAAAGGAAAGCACCAUAAACAGAAAAUUGGAAAAUGGAAAGUUGGUGGUGGAAUGCAUCAUGAAUAAUGUCACCUGCACUCGUACCUAUGAAAAAGUUGAAUAAGAUGUCCAUCAUUUUGGACAGGAAUUAGCUUCAAGGAUUGACAAGCUCAGUUCAAUGAGCAAAUCUCCGUGCUGGUUUUUCUUUUUUCUUCAUUACUCUAUCCGUGAUGUUUAUCACAAGUAUUUUACAUACAUCUAUUUUAAAGUAUUGGUUUAAUCAAGAUCAUUCCUUUGGUUAACAAAUAAAUGUCUUUGUGUUACACCAGAGUUGUAUACACUCUUUAACUUUGUAGGAUAUCACUGGUGAGUUUUGAAUUAAAUAAAAUCUGGGGUAGUCUUGA
Molecule: messenger RNA, 736 nt
Organism: Sorex fumeus (smoky shrew)
Lineage: Eukaryota; Metazoa; Chordata; Mammalia; Eulipotyphla; Soricidae
Gene: FABP5
Product: fatty acid binding protein 5
Exons: 4
Coding region: 49-456 (135 amino acids)
Biological process (GO): fatty acid transport
Cellular component (GO): nucleus; cytosol
Molecular function (GO): fatty acid binding
Source: RefSeq, a predicted model, not a curated record